UGGUCGAAGUCUCCUUCGCUGUCCAUCCGUUUUCCCUCGUCUGUCUUCCUCCCCUUCGCGUUUCUUCCCGAAGAAAAAAAAGAGGCCUCUUUUCCUGAUCUUCGGCGAUUCUCCUCCCAACCAAUCUUCGAUUUCUUGCCGUGUUUUCCUCUCUUUCAAUCGCAAGAUAUUGCACGCCUCGAUCCUUUCACGGGAUUCUGGGGAUUUGGAGACCGGAAGCUCCAUUCUAAGAGAAUCUGAGGUGAUUUUUCUGUCGAGAUUGUCAAGAACGGUAGCCGAUUUUGUCUUCAAAGCAUCUGUAUUGGUUUUCAACGGGUCAGAGGCUUGAAUCGUCGACUUUUUGCCCAUUUUCAGCGGUCGAUUCGUUUUGGAGGACGAUCUGAGGUGUCUCUACCGAGUUUUUGUGCAAUAGAAGGAUUUUCCAGAGAUCUAAGGGUGUUUCCUUCCGCUAUUGGCGAAACGGAGAAGAACGGAAGACCGCCAUUGGCGAAACGGAGAAGAACGGAAAUUGUUCUCCAUUCGUCUGACGGAAUUGCAGCUCGCUUCUUGUAGGGAAGAACGGAACGGCUGUCGAUUUGCGUUUUCUAGAAUCAUCAACUUGAUUCGACCCGUUUGGCGCUCAAAUCAUCGAUUGUCGUCUGUUUUUCUGGCUUGGAAGUAAGAAAUGCGUGCUUCCGUAGCUCACUCUUGAGAGAUCUGAAAGAUCGAAUUCGGACGAUUCAAUACCUGCUGCAGAAUCUGUUUUUUCGACCUAAAACAGAGGAGAAAGGAGAAGUGAGAUGAUGCGAAUGAGGACGAAGACCGCAUCAACGCCAAUGAACGGAAGUUCGGAAAAAGGUAGUGGCGGCAAAUCGCACGCUGUCGAUUGGGAGCUCAGACCAGGCGGAAUGCUGGUGCAGAAGCGGAAUCCGAACUCGGAUCGAACUCCCGUCGUUUCUCCCACAAUCAAAGUCAGAGUCAAGUACGGCUCUUCUCUGCACGAAAUCUACAUUAGCUCUCAAGCUAGUUUCGGGGAAUUGAAGAAAAUGCUUGCCGGCCCAACCGGAUUACAUCCGCAGGACCAGAAGCUUCUCUUCAAAGACAAGGAGAGAGACUCGAAGGCUUACCUAGAUACGUCAGGCGUGAAGGAACGGUCGAAGAUCGUCCUGAUGGAAGAUCCAACGAGUCAGGAGAGACGGUACAUUGAGAUGCGGAAGAAUGCGAAGAUGGAGAGGGCGUCUAAAUCCAUCUCGGAAAUAAGCUUGGAAGUCGACAAGCUCGCCGGCCAGGUCUCCGCCCUUGAUUCCGUAAUCUCCAAAGGUGGGAAAGUCGCCGAGAAGGAAGUAUUGAAUCUGAUUGAGCUAUUGAUGAUGCAGCUGAUAAAAUUGGACGGUAUUAUGGCUGAUGGGGAUGUGAAAUUACAGAGGAGAAUGCAGGUGAAAAGAGUGCAGAAGUACGUCGAAACACUUGAUUCGAUCAAGAUCCGGAACGCCAUGCCGAUCGGUGUUGGUGAUCUGCAACAAAUGCCAGAGCGGAAUCCGGCCUUCGCCCCUGUCAUGAUGACGACCAAAUGGGAGACAUUCGAUUAGGGGUCCGCCCGUCGACGCCCACCAUAGCCACUGCCAUUGCUAAGCUUGAUUGGGAGCUUUUGAGUAAGUCUUUUUUCCUGAUGUGAAUCCAUAUUAUUAUCAGAUAAGCUGUAUCUGUAUGGGUUGUGUUUUUGUUUGUUUGAGCAAUCUCUAUUUUCCAUAUUCUUUCCUGUAUUUAGAUAUUUAAGGUUGUUGUAGCUCUCUAUCUCAUUUGAUCCAUCAGAAAUAAAAUGGGUUAAUGAUGAUUGUGAUGA
Messenger RNA from Magnolia sinica, 1822 nucleotides. Its product is annotated as BAG family molecular chaperone regulator 1-like. The transcript has 4 exons. Gene Ontology annotation, cellular component: cytoplasm. The record is from RefSeq and is a predicted model, not a curated record. Gene Ontology annotation, biological process: protein stabilization. Bases 780 to 1568 code for a protein of 262 amino acids. Gene Ontology annotation, molecular function: adenyl-nucleotide exchange factor activity; protein-folding chaperone binding. Lineage: Eukaryota; Viridiplantae; Streptophyta; Magnoliopsida; Magnoliales; Magnoliaceae.